This is a messenger RNA of Vicugna pacos (alpaca), 8967 nucleotides long. It is a transcript of the gene KDM8, whose product is annotated as lysine demethylase 8. Gene Ontology annotation, molecular function: histone H3K36 demethylase activity. Lineage: Eukaryota; Metazoa; Chordata; Mammalia; Artiodactyla; Camelidae. Gene Ontology annotation, cellular component: nucleus. The record is from RefSeq and is a predicted model, not a curated record.
ACGAGCUGUGAGUGAUCGAUACUCCUCGCGCAAGCCUCUGACUACUUGGAGAAAGCCGGGGUAUGCGGUCCAAAGGGACAGCUCGUCGCCGGCCCCCCGGGCGACUCCACGGCGUCCACACUCGAGACAGCACUUAGGACCGAUGGCAGAGCCGGACGUGCUCUGGGAGGCUCUCCGGGCACUCCUGCCCAGUACCAAGGAAGAGCUGAAGCUGGAGCUCGGGGAGGAGGUGGAGGGCAGCGUGGUGCUGCUGCUGCAGCAGGCCACCCAGCUCUUCUAUGGGGGCCAGAUGAGCGCGUGUCUGCAGACCUGCGAGGUGCUCCUCGACUACUCCUGGGAGAAACUCAACGCAGGGCCCUGGCAGCAGGUGCACAAGGACUGGCGGCGGGUGUACACCUGUGGCUGCCUCUUAAAAGCUGUGUGUCUGUGUGCCCCACCGGCCGACGCCACCGCCGUGGCCGCCGCCCUGAGAGUCUGUGACCUGGGCCUGCUGAUGGGGGCGGCCAUCCUGGGGGACAUCCUCCUCAAAGUCGCUGCCGUCCUCCAGGCGCACCUCAUCUCCAGAAAGAGGCCGGCCCCCAGCCCGAGCCAGGAGCCACCCAGCACCAAGAAAGCAAGGAAUGACCACAUUUCGAUUCCAGAUGUGGGGUCAGAAAGAGCAGUGCCCCGGCUUCACUGUCCAUCCCUCCAGUAUUUCCAGAAGCAUUUUUUGGUUCCAGGGAGGCCUGUGAUCUUGGAAGGCGUGGCUGACCACUGGCCAUGCAUGAAGAAGUGGAGCCUGGAGUAUAUCCAAGAGGUUGCUGGCUGCCGCACUGUCCCGGUGGAGGUCGGUUCCAGGUACACGGACGAGGAAUGGUCCCAGACACUCAUGACGGUCAGUGAGUUCAUCAGCAAAUACAUCGUGAACGAGCCGAGGGACGUCGGGUACCUUGCUCAGCACCAGCUCUUUGACCAGAUCCCAGAGCUGAAGCAGGACAUCAGCAUCCCCGAUUACUGCUGCCUGGGUGACGGGGAGGAAGAGGAGAUCACCGUCAACGCCUGGUUCGGCCCCCAGGGAACAGUCUCCCCACUCCACCAGGACCCGCAGCAGAACUUCCUAGCCCAGGUGAUGGGGAGGAAGUACAUCCGGCUGUACUCCCCGCAGGAGUCGGAGGCCUUAUAUCCUCAUGACACGCACCUUCUUCAUAACACAAGCCAGGUUGACGUGGAGAAUCCCGACUUGGAGAAGUUCCCCAGGUUUGCCGAGGCCCCAUUCCUGUCCUGCAUCCUGUCUCCCGGAGAGAUCCUGUUUAUCCCAGUGAAGUACUGGCACUAUGUGCGGGCGCUGGACUUGAGCUUCUCGGUCAGCUUCUGGUGGUCAUAGCCGGAGAGGAGGGCAGAUCUGCGAUGCAGGGGUGACCAUGGAGUCGCUUCUCCUGGCCCGGAGUCUGGAGACGGGCUGCCCGAGCCUGCGCCUGAGGACGCCCUCCCGGGCCCAGGAGCGCCAGGCCGCUGAGUGCGUUAGAGGCAGGCGGGUGAGGCCCCAGAAGGACUUUGCAGGCUCACGAUCCACAUGGAAGCUCCUGGGCUCUGAGGUUGACGGCGUGGAUUUAGCCCUGCCCUGCUCUCAGGUGCUGUGUGAUUUGGGGCAAGAGACCCACUGUGUGUGGGUCUCCAUCUGGUUUCUGCUCUGGUUACCAAAUUAGAACCUGUCUUCAGAGCAGUGCAUAGACCUUCAAGCUUGGGAAAUUUUCUACUCUGCAUCCUCCCAGCAACCAGUUCCCAAAUCGAGAAACAGAACCACUUCCAGCAUCUCGCAGGGUGAAAUUCAAGGUGUGGCAAGAGUCUAGAUUGUGCGGGCCUGAUGGGCCACCUGGCUGGGAGAGAAACCCAGCCCAAGCUAGUUUAAGUGAAAACGCAACAGCCAGCUGGAUCUGUCAGCUCCAUAGCGUGUAAGGAGCCGCGGGCAGGGCUGUGAGACCUGCAGGAAGAAGCCCAGAGCCAGGCCCCUACCCAGCAGGCUUCUCUGCCUCCCCGGCCACCUCGCUUCUGCUGGUCUGGCCUUGGUUUCAUUCUCCUCUUGAGAUAGCCUUCUCCCCACGGGGAGAAGACAGCCCCAGCAGGUCAGCUCCAUAUCCUAAUACCACGACUCACAGGCGUGGAAACCUGAGGGACGAUUCUGACCGGCAGGCCUGGGACCUGUCCCCCAGGAGGGGCAGUGCUGGGUGGGGGGCUGCUCUGUGGUGGAGCCUGGCCCACAGGCCCCUCCUGGGUUACUAGAAGAGGGCGUGGGAAGCCCUGAUGGGCAGCUGGAACUGGCUUCUCGUGUCCUCUGUAACCAGGCCAGGGAAUUUGAACCUGACCAUGUAGGUCUUGGGGCUUCAGAGUUUUGAGCAGACAGACCAUCAGCAUACGUGCAUAAGAAAGCUGGCUCUCAGCUGGGGGAGGAGGAUGGUCUGAUCACAGAGCUUCAGGGAGGCUGAGACUGAGGCCGGGAGUGAGCCCCAGCCUGGGCAGUGCACACGUAGGACGGGCCAUUUAGAAGGUGGAAUCCGGGGCUCUGAGAGCAGUUGCUUGUGAGGUCGUUUAUUCCCCUCUCUGGCAUUAUAAAUAGUUAUUUACCUAAUUUUUCAUAUGACGAAUUUAUUCCAACUCUCAACACCGCUGAAGGUGGUGAGGCAUGAAAUAGGAAUGCGACCGUGUCAUUGAUGACAAACAGACAAGCCAUACCUAAGGGGUGGCCUGCGUAGCUCACACCAUCCCUGGCUCAGCUCCUACCAGUGGCCCAGCCUCUGCCAUCCCAUCCAUCCCAGUAGCCAGUCCCACUCCGGCUGAGCCGCUGCAGAUGAAAGGCAGUUCCUCUGUGAUGUAGUAGUGCUGAAGUCAGGGACCAGAGGAACCGUUCUUGAAAACAUUCAGGGCCAGGCUGCCACGAGCAAACGCCCCUUGUCAGAUGGGAAGACAGUAGAAGAGGAAACGUUCAUAUGCUGUCAGGCAGGCAAGGCUCCAGUGUUGCUGGUGUCCUGGCUGGAGGGCUGGCUCAGUGCUGAGGGAUGUGGACCAAAGGUUCUAGAAAUCAAAAGGCCAACCUGUUCACAGAGCCAAGGAGCGAUGCAGGCACGAGGACCCCACCUCCCACCUGUCGGAGAUGCACCCACUGAGAUGCCUGUUCGGCACCCAGAGUCCUGUGUCAGAUACAGCGUGGCUUCGAGCUGGAUGAGGGCCCUGCCCACCUCAUGUUUCACACUCUUGGGGAGUCUGGAGAGGAGAUAGAGGGACACGGUCCGAUUGUGCUGCUGUGUGCAAAGGGCCCAGAACGAGGAGACUGGAAAUGGGAAGAGCAGUGAGUGUCCCUGAUCCAGUCAUUCCUGGAGGGACAGUCAGGGGCACCAGGGGAGAGCAGAGCCCUGGAAGACAGCUGUGCUGGGAGGUGGGCAGGGCUGGAUCACAGGGGCCUUGAGUGCUGGGCAAGCCUGGAAUUUCAGGUAAGGGUUUUGGUUGGGCCGUGUGAAGGGGUCCGCAGGAAGUUCACGGUGGUAUCAGCACAGGGGAGACUGGUAGCAGGAGGCCAGUGUCCCAGCGGCAAGGUGCUCGAGCCUGCGCAGUAAGACCCUGCCUCGCCCUGAGCACCCCACCACUCGCUGGGACAGGCAGGAAGCCGGCUGUGGGAAGUGUCCUGCCCUCCUGGUGGUGGUGUGCUGGUUUGCUCUUGGCCCCUUGGCCUCCAUCCUCCCCUGCCCCUGUGAGUGCAGUCGGAGGGCGUGUCAGCCCGGUCCUUCCUGCACCUGCAUCUCGGAGGUGUGUCUGGAGGAAGAAUGGAACAGCUGGAGUCGAUUUAUGGCAGCAGCAGUGCCCUGGUGACAGGAAUGGGUCUGUCCAGCCAGAACCCCCAAGUCCAAGGUCCGUCUUCCUAGAUCAGUUCUCCUGCCCUGCCGUCUCUCUGCAAGCUUCCUCCUACCCCUCUGAGAAAUCUCUUCUCAGGAGGGGUGGAGGGGUGCUGGGGAUGGUUUCUGACACACAGCUGAACUCCCCUCCUGGUCAGGGCUCCCACGGAGCUGCACCAAGUUUUGUUAUUUGCCCUCAGGACGCUGGGCUGGGGUCUGGGCUGGCUCCUGGUGAUCCAGCUAAAUGCCUUUCACUGCCAGGGGAGGGGGGCCUGAGGGCUCGGGCCAGACCUGGACCCUGCGCCACAUUGGGCUGACGGAAGUGAACCAGCAGAGCAUCCCUGGCCGCACAGGUGGGGGAUACCCCACCCUUUUGGCGCCCACAGCUCAUCUCCCCUCUGCCUGGUCGUAUCACCCUCGUCACUCAGCCAUGUGGCUUGGGAGGGGCUGCCCCACCCUCAGCUCAGAGGUGAGCCCCAGGUUGCCAAUGCCAGUUGGACUCUCCCAUCCCCACCUCCAUGAGUGCCCAGAUUGGAUGUUUGCUGGGAUGGGGGAGCCACUAAAUGAGACCCGCCUUCCUCCUCCUGAUGAUGGGGCCUGGUGAGGCCUGGAAGCAUGGCAGCCAUUUUGCUACCAUGAAGAAAGAGGCUGGAUGUGCUGGGAGACCGUGUUGUAGGCCCCAACAUGAGAACUCAGUGACAACAGGGCAGCGACAGAAAUUACAGAUGCUUGGUGACAUCGCUGGAACCAAUAACUCAAGCCUCUCCUGCAGGACCCUCUCUGGGAAGUCCUUCCUCAUUUAAGUCAGUCUGCGUUGGGUUUUCCAUCAUGACUGAAGGGGUCUUGAUUGAUCCUGGAAUUGGAAAGGAGGUGAGAGAGGGACUUAAAAGUGUGUUAAGUGUGAUGGUCAGGGGAGUGCAGGGCAGUGGGGGACUGGGAGCUGGAGGUGGUGACAGCCUAGCCAAGACCUAACUGGCAGACAGGGGUUAGCCGGCAAGGGCAGGACACAAGGAGAGGGGAGAGUAGGCAGGCAGGGGGAACUGUGUGCGCAAAGGCUCGAGGUGAGGAACAGGUUCAUUCAGGAACGGGAAGAAAUGCUCUACCCUGAGAAGUGGGAGGGGAGAGGCGGUGAGAUACGCAGGAUCUCAGCAGGAGCGCAUCAGGCACUGUGGGAGGGUCACUGGUGGAGGAGGCUGGAGCCGGGAGCAGAGGUGAGCUGUGCCGAGGGAUGGGGAGGUGACCUGGCCUAGGGCAGCGGCUGUGGGACUGAGGGCCAUCUGGCAGGUGGGUUGCCUAAGACGUGAUGACAGGCUUGAUGCAGGAGGACCAAGGAGCGGGGGAUCCAGGCCAACUCCUGACUGGGGCAACUGCAGGGCGGGGCUGCUGGUCACCACGUGGGGCAGAGGGCCCAGUGAGGACAGCAUACCCCCCAGUCCUGCCCAUCGGUCUCAGGCCGUUCAGGCCAGCCAGGCCAGUCCACCCUGGACCAGAAGAGAGUGUGGCCCAUGGGGCAUGGAGGCAGGGGGCCAAGGCUCCCACAAGUCCAAGUCGGGCCAGCCAGUGAGGAUGGGACAAGUGGCCAAAGGCAAAGCUGUCCUGAGCCAGUGGCCUCCCAGGCGUGCUGGGCAGGAGGGGCUCUGCCAGCCUCAUAAUGGAGCAAGGGUUUCCCAGCUCUUGGGGAGCACCAGGAAGGAGGGGAAGGCCACGACAUGAACCCUACACAGGUAUAUCCACAGAUGGAGGAUGCAGCAGCUACUUAGUAAGUUUAUUCCAAACCUGUUAACAAGGGAACGUAAAAAACAAAGGAGGUGAUUCAUGUGCAACAGGAAAACGAUGCCUCGUCCCACCAGGCCACGCAGUCACUCCCCUGAUGGCAGCGCCAGCUAGUGCUGCCUGGAUCGCGAGGACUUUUUGCUGGACUUGGAGAUGCCAGCAUCUCUCUCCUUCUCGGGGUCGAAGACUUCUGUACACAAAAAAGCCACAAAGUACCGUGAAUGGCAGGGCUGGCUGACAUCCACAGCCACACUCGUGUGCCAAGGACUCUGUCCUGUGGGACAUCUUCACUGCUAACACUCCAGGGAGGCAGGAGUAGCCCCAGCUGACAGAUGAAUGAACUGAGGGAGCUGGGGAGGCCCCUUUCAUUGCUCCCUCCUCCCCCACCCCCAAGACAGCUGCCAGGGACAGUCUUGUCUACACCUGACCCUCCCUCACAGGCCUUGGAUUUCUACUGGGUUCCAGACAGCCCUGUGGAACUGAGGAAGCAAGCCUGCCUCCCCUGACUGCAGAAGCUGCUUCACCGCGUGGGGCUCGGGUCCCGCACAUGUGUGGAGCCCUUUUGAGAGUGCCCUGUCCUCUCCUUCCCCCGUCCCUGCUCAGCCAGCAUGCGGGCACGCGCUCUACCCUGCCAGCCCAGCUCCCGCUGGAGGCCAGCAGGAGAGGGAGGGCUCAGGGACACGAACCUGGUAUCUCAUGGGGCCAGUAGUCAUUACAGUGGGGGCAGUGCGGCUCCGAAUUGGACUGGAAGUACUUGGCCACACAAGGUAAGUGCAUCCUGAUCCCACAGGUGUCGCAGCUUUGACCCUGAAACAAGAAAGGCGAUGGCCAGGGCGCCUGGCACACAUCCCGUGUCCAUAAACCUUCAGGGAGCUGCAAGGAAAACGUCCUGCAGGCUCUGACUUUUUGUCUUCCAGGCCCCAGGCUAAUCAGAACAACCCCAAAGUCUUCAGUGCAGUGGGUUUUAGUAAAGAAUUCUGACAAAUGAGCACAGAGGGGAAAAGCUCAAGACUCCAAUGACCAGAGGACGGCGGUGGGGGUGGCAGGCCAGGCCCAGCAGAGCAGCAAGGCGGCCCCAAAUCCCCCGCACACGUGGGCCCUGCAAGUGGGCCUGAGGAUGGCUGCCACAUUUCAGAAGGCUGUUCAGCAAUGUGGGUCAGAAGCUUUAAAAAGCUGUGUGCACGCUCUGUUCCAGAAGUUCCACUCCUAGGAAUUCAACCCAAGGAAACCACCACUGGGGGCCCAAGGAUGGAUGCGCAGAGAGGCCCACCCCAGUGCAGGUGGCGACUGCACUGAGAGAAAAGGAGGAAAACAUAAAUGUCCAGCACUGGCCCAGCUGCUCUGAAGCCCUACGAAGUUCACAGGGUAAAACAUGACGGGAAAACCACAGCUGACGUAGGAAGAGAUUCGCCACACAGCCGCCAAGAUAGCACAGGCUACACCAAAGAUUUCUGAGAGCCUUCCUGGAGAAAAAUUAAUAAAAAGAGCCCUGGAGCUAGAACAGAGGGACCAGGGAGGAGACGCAGGCAUUUGCGUGCUCAUCCUCGGACACAUCUGAGGAGACGCCCCACAUCUGCUUGUGUCGGAGGAGGCUAGGGCAGUGCCAGAGGCCUGGGCCCAGAAGGAGAGCUGUAGAAGGCGCCCGCCGCCCUGCCCCGCGGUACCUGGAUGAGCAGGCUGUGGCAGAUGUUGCAGACCUUCACAGCGUCGGGGUACGUCUCCCGGAUGUACUGCUCCAUCUCCAGGAUGGCCCGGCCGUGCAGCGUGAACUCCCCUUCCUUCUGCAGGGGCCGGGCGGGAGAGGCGCUCUUGGAUGACACUGGCACCCCCACGGCCCAAGGCCCAGAAAGGAGCAGAAGUUUGCACACCCACCCCAGCGCAGCAGGCGUCCACGCCGGCCCCCUGCAGAGCCUCAAGUGGGGAAAACUCAGGCAAGACCCAAAGGAAGUCGAGCACCUGAUGUGCGUGAGGCCCAGCGCCUGGCAGUGCCAUGAGAAACGUCUAUGGGAAGACUAAGUGGACCUCAUCUCAAGGAAUACCCAGGCCUGGGGUGAGCAAGUUCCAGUUCAGAGUCAGGAUCCAGCUGCAGUCACUAAGCAUCCACCAGAUGCCUGGAACUCUGCCCAGUGCUUACUGUUCAUGAUCCCCCUCAGUCCUCAGGGUGCUAUCCCAGGGAGGGGCAGGCGGGGUACCCUGGCGACUCCAAAGCAGAUCAAAACCCGAGUGAUCUCCCAGGCCUCAUUAAAGAUCCCCGGAGCUGGGAUCUUGCAGUGGGAGUGGUCCUGGAGGUGCAGACAUGCAGCUGGCAGUCACACCCCUGCUCUGAGGACCCGCAGUUUCUCUGCAGCCUCCUCCAUCUUGGGGCCUCCCCCGCUGACCCCGACCACUCUCCACUCCAAGGCCUCCUGAUGGGCUGCAGCUCCGCGCCAGGCAGGGCUUCCCACGGGCGCAGAGGCAGGGCUCCCCAUGCACUGGGGAGGCCCCGCCGUAGUGAACAGUGCCGCUGGGGCAAGGGCUGCACAGUGCAGCUCCCGGGCAAAGUCCCGCUUCUGAGAAGCCGAGGCACAGACUCAAGAUGUGGUCCCUCCCACCAAGGUGCUGUCCCCAGAAGGCUGGUCAGGGGGACCGGCUGGACCUGCAGCUGUUCCUGCAAAGGGCCACAGAACUCCCAGCAACCCAGUCCCCACCCUGCCCCGUGCCAACCAGUUCAGAAAGCACUUGACCCUCCCAAAAUAAACCCCUGAGAGCCAUCAAUAUCCUAGCUCUUCAGAUGGGAAACGGGCUCAGAACCAAGACGCCACUUGCCAGAGGUAGUGGCAAGGCCAGAGGAGGCCCUGGGGGUGCCUCUCACCAGCAUGCCUUGGGUUUGUUCCUUUGUCCACACAAGGCCUGAGGUGUCAGCCAGCCAGGGGCUCCCACAAGGACCAUGGGGCCAAGGAGGCCACUGUUCACGCAGAGCUUGCUCGCUGGCUCGGCAGCUCACAGAACCCCAGGGCUGCCAUCCUACCAGAGCUCAGGGCCGCCCCCACUUUACUGAGGAAGAGGCAGAGAUGACGGGAGCCUGGGCCCAGUGCACGCCCUGCAGACCCCAGGAGCAUGUGCCUUCCUUCUGUCGCCCCUGCCCUGGGCAGUAAAGCACAGUCUUCGACAGAGAUGGGCUCACAUCCCUGCACUGUGACAGGACAGCGGCGGCCUGUGCUUGAUGUGCACGGCCACUCUCGGGCCCAAAGCUGGGUGCAAAGGGUGCACCUGGGUGCAGAGGGUGAGCUCAGAGGGGAAGAGGUGUGCAGACCGGCAUAGUCCCAUGUGAAUACAGAUACUGCCUUAUCUA